Molecule: messenger RNA, 462 nt
Organism: Colletotrichum phormii
Lineage: Eukaryota; Fungi; Ascomycota; Sordariomycetes; Glomerellales; Glomerellaceae
Product: tRNA-splicing endonuclease subunit Sen15
Exons: 1
Coding region: 1-462 (153 amino acids)
Biological process (GO): tRNA-type intron splice site recognition and cleavage; tRNA splicing, via endonucleolytic cleavage and ligation
Cellular component (GO): tRNA-intron endonuclease complex
Molecular function (GO): tRNA-intron lyase activity; nucleic acid binding
Source: RefSeq, a predicted model, not a curated record
AUGGCAGCCGCAGAACAUCUUACCAACCUUACCGCUCUGGUCCUUGGAAACCUCCGAGAUCAGCAUGACUGGACUAAUGUUGAAGUUCGCAGUGACGGGAAAAGCCGAUCGCGUCCCAUCAUCACCGGCCUCCCGCCCAAUAGGCUGUACAUGCAUCCAGACGAACAAAUUGAGGCUUUGGAGAUGGACAGCAAGCGUUCGAGCCAGGCGCCCGAAUAUGAGUGGGUUCUCCCAGUGCAUCUAAGCGAACAAUGGACCCUGAGCUCUUUCGCUACAAUUUUCGACUCCAUCGACACUCUACCACGACCACUUGAUCCAGCAAGCACCAUCGAUAGAUCCAGAAAGCGGGAUUGGCGUGGUGCAGACCGCCAAAAGAGGCUACUCCUUGCCGUGGUCCACGAUGAUUCGACCGUGUCUUACUACCUCAUUCAUGAUGGUAUUGUCAAGCCAAGACAGAAUUAA